This is a messenger RNA of Annulohypoxylon maeteangense, 690 nucleotides long. RefSeq lists its product as uncharacterized. The record is from RefSeq and is a predicted model, not a curated record. The transcript has a single exon. Bases 117 to 575 code for a protein of 152 amino acids. Lineage: Eukaryota; Fungi; Ascomycota; Sordariomycetes; Xylariales; Hypoxylaceae.
UUUUAACCUUCGUUACGAGUUGAUCUCAACCUUCAUUUACAAGUUCUGCGAACUUCUUCCGCUCUCUUAUACACAACACUCAUUCCACCUAUCCAGCCAAACAACCAAUAGCCAAAAUGCAGACCAAAACCCUCCUCAUCGCCUUCCUGGCAGCCACCUCCGCCUCAGCCGCGGCCAUCAACGGGCGCCAAAACAACCAGAACAAAAACAACCAAAACCAGAACAACAACAACAACAAAAACGCCGCCGCCGGCGCAGCAGCCGGCAACGCCAACGCCAACGCAGCCGCGGACUUCGGGCAAUGCACACCCACAAUGUCCUUCGAGCUCGGGCGAGCGGGGCGCAAAGCGGACGAAGGGACGUUUCUCCCGACCGACGCGUUGGUAGCGAAGGGACAGCAAGACGCGCUGAACCCGAGCAUAAUCAUGAACCGGAUCUGCGACCAGCUGACGAACGUGUGCGAAGCGAACGACGCGGCGGUGGCGGCGUGCGAGGCCGCGCAGGCUAGUACCGAGGCGCUGGGGACUAAGGAUGCGACGACGGCGGAUGCUUUUAAUGCCGCUUUGGGGUUCUAGGUUGAUUAAGACUUUGGUCUUGAUGAGUUAUGAUUUGUUAAAGGGGGAGGGGAUGUAGGGGGCUUGGCUGGUUGCUGUUGCUUCUGGGUAUCAAGAUGGUGUUAUGAGGAUGAGG